AUGGAGAUUCAAAACCCGUUUCAAAUCGCUUGGGAUAAAACAGCGGCUCAGUGUUUUCACGACUACUUUUUUGCUAAAAUCUCUGCACAUGGAAGCAAUUUGGCUAUCGUUGAUGUGGAUUCUGGAAAGCAAUGGAGAUAUUCAGAAAUUCGGAAUUGGUGCGAAAUGUGUGAAACUCGUUUAAAAGAGCUUCAGGUAAACUCAAGUAGUCGAGUUGCUGUGAUCACUGGAACUACUGGUCAAGCGAUUUUUGUUCAUUUGGCAUGCUCCAUAAUUGGUUGCUCUGCUGUAGCUGUCAAUGGAUGGAGUACAGUAGAUGAGAUUUGGACUUUGGUGGACCUCUCCGAGGCUACCCAUCUGGUAGUAGAGGGCCAGUUCAUGCAAAAAGCAGAUGAUGUUCGACGAAAAGCACAGAUGAGAGGUGGAGGUAGAAUAAAGCAUGUGAGACAGAUUGAGGAUGUUCUCACCUCUGAAAGAAUUAAUGUGGAUAGUGCCAGAAAACGAUCUAUUGAUGUCAAACAAAAAAGCCUUGGUGCCACACUAGCCGAAGAUGUUGCUGAUAUCACAUCCCCAAUGUCGGAAAUCUCGGGACAGUCUAAAGAGAUAAACGGAGAUGUUGAGAAUGCUGAUGCAGACGAUGCUCAAACUCCAGUUCAACCACUCUCGGGACAGAAUCCAUUGCUGAUUUUGUUUACCAGUGGAACCACAGGACUUGCUAAGGCAGCAGAACUCAGUCACCGUUCCCUUAUCAUCAAUAUCCAACAAAUCAGUUUACCAUUAUAUGGACCAGUUCAAGCUAAAGAGCGCUUCUUGCUGCCACUAUCAAUUGCUCACAUCUAUGGAAUCGUCUCCGCUUAUUAUGCUCUUAUCAACGGUGCAAGUGUCUAUCUGAUCUCGAAACAAACCAAUAAGCUAUUCAUGGAUACACUCGCAAACAACCAGAUCAAUGUAAUGCAUAUAAAUCCCGCUAUCGUUCAUUGGAUGGCCACUGAAGCCAUUGUGGAUGAUAAUAAACUUCCGCAUCUGCGAAGUGUACUAUGUGCCGGCGCCCCAAUUGACUCAAAUUUGGCUAAUACUAUGAAGUCGAGAUUGAGCCUAAAGGAUUUUAGACAAUCUUUUGGAAUGACUGAACUUGGUGGAAUCUGUACUAUGUCUCCAUACCAAGAUGAGAAAAUUGAAUCGGUUGGAAAUCCACUCCCCGGAAUGCUUUUUAAGGUUGUUAAUUGGGAAACUAAACAACUUUGUCCACCUCGUCAACCUGGUCAAAUCAUUGUGCUAGGUCCUCAAGUAUCUCCUUGCUACUAUAAAAAUCCAAAAGCAACAUCCGAGCUGUUUGAUUCGACUGGAUUUGUGAAAACUGGUGACGCUGGGUUUUAUGACGAACUCGGAAAAAUUUAUGUGUUGGAUAGGAUCAAGGACAUUAUCAAAUGCAAGGGAACAUUAAUCUGUCCAUCUGAGGUGGAACUUGUUCUACGUGCACAUCCCGGUAUUGACGACUGCGCGGUUGUUGGAAGACAGGAUCAUGUUACCGGAGAGGUGCCAGCCGCUUUUGUGGUCAAAAAUUCUGGACACCCAUUGUUGGCUUCUGCUGAAGUCCGUCAAUAUGUUUCAGGAAAAAUUGCUACUUUCAAAGAACUUCGUGGCGGUGUAUUUUUCAUCUCUGAGAUUCCAAGAAGUGUAUGUGGAAAAAUAUUGAGAAGAAACCUCCGCCAGUUCUGGGAUAGAGAGCGAACCAAUUCCAAAGUUGUUUCCACAAACACUAAUUACAGUAAUCCAUCAAUUCUUCAGGUGGAUAGUCUCACCAACAAAGAAGGAGCAAAAACAGCUGGAGCUGGGAAAGGUGCGCCUGCAAAGAAAACGAACGGCUCGUCGACUCCAUCAAAGCGUCCAUCAUCUGCCGGAAGACCUCCCAAAAAAUAA
This is a messenger RNA of Caenorhabditis briggsae, 1920 nucleotides long. It is a transcript of the gene Cbr-mec-18, whose product is annotated as Protein CBR-MEC-18. Gene Ontology annotation, molecular function: CoA-ligase activity. The coding region runs from base 1 to 1920 and encodes 639 amino acids. The record is from RefSeq and is a predicted model, not a curated record. The transcript has 11 exons. Lineage: Eukaryota; Metazoa; Nematoda; Chromadorea; Rhabditida; Rhabditidae.